GCCUUUUGCGCUCUGCCAGUUGCUCAACACGGACAAGGCUUUCAGUUCGGGAUAGCUGUCAUCUGAGGCUACACCUUUCGAACGGAGCUGUGUUUGCGGUUCGUGAAAUAUUAUGACUGUUCACAUCCCUUCCUUGGAUUCAGAUCUAGCAUUCUCAUUUCUGUAGCCUACUUUGAGGAGCUUAUCGACGCUCCCUUCCUGGGUUUGGGAAUUUCCCUGUUUGGAUCGCGCUACCAUGUCUUUCCUGUACUGGAAUAUUUCCGUCGUCCUGUCGUUCUGUUGCGUUUGCAUGACAGCUGGAGAGGAAGCAGGUGAGCUACCUGCACCUGUGGAUGCAAAUAUACUGUGGGAAUCGCCGUUUUGCCCCACGAUCAACUGGACCAAGCCAAAUAUUUCGGAAAAGUGCGUGGUUAAUUAUACGAUCGAAGAAAAGCGGCCUGGGCAGCGCACUGAUCAGCAGCUGUCUCGACGAACCAGAAAUACCAACUACACGCUCCCGUGUAUGUCCCAGGAGGAGGACGUCACCUUCACCAUCACCACUGAUCCGGUCGACUGCCCCGGUCAUCGUUCCAAAAGCAAGCCUGUCUCACUGCAGGUCCAGAGUUCAGCAGAGGUGAAGGACUUCAGGCUUGUGUACUACACCCAUCAGACAGUCAACUGGACCUGGCACCCCUUGGACAACGUCACAAACCUCCAGAGCUACUACUGGUCUACUGAUCGGCCGCAGGGGGAGGUGGAGCGGUGUCCACAGGGCAUAUUCAGAGGCUUGCAGCUGAUUGGCUGCCACGUGAACAGCAACAAACUGAACUCCACGAUGUACGUGUAUAUCCUGGUCAACGGAACCCGGGGCAACGACAUCAUCAACAGCACCUUCAAGAGGGUGCUGAAGGACUGCUUCAAGCCCCCCCCUCCUGAGGUGUCCUUCAGACUGGAGGGAGCCAAUCAGCUGGAGCUCAGCUUUACCAAGCCGGACUUCCCAGCCAUCAAGGAUACCUGCUUCGACUACGAGCUCGACUACACAGAGUGUGGAAAGCAAAAGGGGCGGGUGAAGGUGGGCUCCAGCAGGUACAUGGUGCAGUACAGCAGCAGGUGCGGCUACUCUGUGGGGGUGCAGAGUGUGGUGAAGGCGUGGUGUGGAUCCGGGGGGAGCGAACCCAGCCAGAGACAGGAGUACGGGCCCGCCAGGGAGCUGUCCGUGGUUCUGGUGGUGGUGUGUGUGUGUGUGCUGCUCUGGAUAUGUGCACUGCUCUUCUUCUUCUACAAGUACAAGGAGAGGCUCCUGCCAAAGAUCCCAGAGCCUCAUCUGGACAGUUUCAAGGGACUGAUGGAGCGUCUUUAUGUGCCAACGCCCGAGAGGGUGGAGAUCAGCCUGGAAGUGUGUCCCAGCAACACAGAUGUGGACAACACACAACAGAUUUCAUGACACACACACACACACACACACACACACACACACACAACACAACACACAACAUAAUCAUGACACACACACACACACAA
Alosa alosa (allis shad) is the source of this 1500-nucleotide messenger RNA. RefSeq names its product interleukin 13 receptor, alpha 1 (gene il13ra1). The coding region runs from base 236 to 1423 and encodes 395 amino acids. Gene Ontology annotation, molecular function: protein binding. The transcript is spliced from 10 exons. The record is from RefSeq and is a predicted model, not a curated record. NCBI's taxonomy places the organism in Eukaryota, Metazoa, Chordata, Actinopteri, Clupeiformes, Clupeidae.